Molecule: messenger RNA, 1639 nt
Organism: Fusarium graminearum PH-1
Lineage: Eukaryota; Fungi; Ascomycota; Sordariomycetes; Hypocreales; Nectriaceae
Exons: 2
Coding region: 243-1493 (416 amino acids)
Molecular function (GO): actin binding
Source: RefSeq, a predicted model, not a curated record
AGCAUUCCAGGGUAUAACUUCAACCUCCUUAUAUCUGAUCCUUGGCCGGGCCUUACUUCUUACUGCUGCCUCGCUUGGCUGCGCUGCGCUGUAGACUCUUAUAUAUCACCCAGGAUCCGGACACUCCACCGUUUUAGUCCGAGGUCCCCGAAUCGCCUAGCUCUCAUUCAUCCUACCGAUGACAUCUGAACUUAUUCGCGACACCACGCUCGAGAUUUCCAACGUCACAAAUCACCUUCGCGAUGCCUCCUCCACCUCCUCCACCCCCUCCGCCACCACCUGGUGGUAUGGGUGGUCCUCCUCCUCCGCCUCCACCUCCCCCAGGAGGCCUUCCUGGGCGUCCACCAGCAGGAGCAGGUAACAGAGGCGCUCUUCUGUCAGAUAUUCACAAAGGCAGAGCACUCAAGAAAGCCGUCACCAACGAUCGUUCAGCACCCGUGGUUGGGAAAGUGUCCGACUCCUCCGCCGGACCCCCUAUUGGCGGCGCACCUCCUGUUCCAAAAAUCGGUGGUGCUCCUCCUGUUCCCGGCCUGGCACCGUCAGUUCCUGGAAACCGGGCAAGAAGUAACAGCGACCAAGGAUCUCGCGACUCAGCCGCAACUACAGAUGCCGUGCCGCAGUUGGGUGGAUUAUUCGCGGGGGGGAUGCCCAAGCUCAAGAAGAGAGGAGGAGGUGUAGAUACAGGCGCCCAAUCCGAGUCUUCUUAUCGAUCCGAUUCCGAAACCAUCUCCUCUGCGCCUAGGCCUCCUGCUGCGUCUGCGCCGAGACCGCCUUCAGCUGCUGCGCCAGCAAUCCCUGGACGAGGACCUCCAGUGCUGCCUUCAGGAGGAGCAGCAGGCUUGAGGAAGACAACGCCGAUGGGAUCCAAACCUCCGCCUCCCCCUAUAGGAAAGAAGCCGCCUCCACUGCCGACAUCGCGGAAGCCCUCAUCUAUGUCGCUGCCACCCUCCGCAUCCUCGCCAAACUUGGUACCUUUGGCACCCCCUCCUCCACCACCUUCAAGUCACGCACCGGCCGCUCCUCCUCCACCUCCUCCAUCUGCGGCACCACCACCUCCUAGUCAAUCCCCAGGAGCUCGGUCUUCAGUACCACCGCCACCUCCUCCACCCGGAGCAAACCAUGCGACGUCAUCCCUUGCUGCGCAAGCUACCCUUCGUGCUGCUGGUCAAGCAUCACCAAACGCUGCACCUCCUCCCCCUCCAGCAAGUGCGCCUUCGCCACCACCACCAACGACACGUUCCCGAGGCUCCUCUCUUCGCCACUCCAUGUUGGAUCCAAGCAUGUUCACUUUGACAGCAAACGGAGGAAAGUCACCAAGCCCCACGCAUUCGCCAUCGCAAGUACCUGGUGGGGGACAUAUUGAAAUCAAUGACCCCAGGUGGCAGUUCAAGGAUGAAGGUCUGUUUCCAAAGCCCAGAGAUUUCGUAGGGGGGACAAGAAGAUACCGGGCAGGAAGAGGAAGUAGUAUUCCCUUGGAUCUGAGUGCCCUCUGAAAAUGGAAGAGUUUAAAAUGGAAUUUGCGCCGUUGAACAGUUUAUUCCCCAAGCUGUGUUGAUGAUUACACGAGCAGCAUGACAAUUCUGAAUUGGAUAUGCUAAGUUACAUAUAACCAUAAACAAUAUAAAUAAAUAUUAUACCG